CUCUACCGUUUCAACGCUGCAAGCGCCGCCGCCCUUCUCGUUCUCCCGUCCCCUCGGCCACCACCCAGCGCGACGCAUCCGCCCCGCUGCUGCCUGGACCACACCGGCUGCCAACUCUCGAGCUUCAGGUCUGGCUCCUCGGAAUCCUUGGCAACGAGCAGCCCACGGAUGGGACUGGUUUCUUCGUUAAUGGCUGGAGGCGGCGGAGAUGAUCAAGAGGCGCUACUUCAGGCAGGAUCACGGCGACAAGAGCGGCUCCUCGUCGUCUUCCUCCUCAUCGAGUUCGGACUCGGACCGCGAUCCGGCGGAAGAAGCCGUCGCCGAUGAGGAAGUAGAGGAAGAGCAAGAACAGGAAGCGGGCGGGGAGGAGUUGGGAGAAGAUAAGGAAAUGGGAGAAUUAGAGCCACAAGUCCAAGAAGAAAGUUCAGGAUACCAAAGUGAGGAUAGCUCUGGGAAUGAUGUUGAUGGACCUUCUGCAGUUUUUUUACCAAUCAUUGGUUUGGUUUUAGAUGAUGAUGAAGAGCACAUAAGCCCAAGGGAUGAAGAACAUCAUGAAAUAAGUUUGCCUGUUAAAAAAUCUUAUGGUGGUAAUGCUGACUCUGCCAAAAGUGCUGCUAACACAGAUGAUGCUGUUGAGGCUGAUUUUACUAACUGCAUUCUGAAGUGCAAAUCCGUGUAUAAGUGCAAGCUCUGUCCUAGGAUCAUGUGCUUAAAUGACGAGAUGGUCAUGGUACACCUCAAAUCAAAGAGGCAUUCUCGGUCGAAGAAACUCCUAGGAGAAGGGAGGCUUAAGCUGAUGCUCAACAGUGACGGUGAGCUGGAGGAAGAGCAAGAGACACAUGCUGAACGAUAUGCUCGGACUAUAGCUCUUGCUCAGCAAGUACAAAAACCAAAGAAGGAUUCAGGUAGGCAGCGACAAAAUCGGAGAAGGAAGAAGAGGUCUAGGAAUCAUCAGGAAAAGAAUCAAGAGACACAAAACUCUGACAAAAAAAGGUGCAAAACUAAAGGAUGAAGUGGAUGGUGCAGAGAUUGUACCUCAGUUCUUUUUGCUGGUUGCAACUUAAGCUGCUAUAUGUUCUGAAUCUUCUAAUAGUUUGAUCUUUAGAAAGUCAUUGUUUUCUGCUUGAAUCUACCUUCCAUUUCAAUCUAAGUUUGCUGGCCACAGUUUGUUGAAAUUAUGAGUGAUGAAAAUUGAAAUGAAAGAAAAGUUUUAUGUGAGCA
Molecule: messenger RNA, 1221 nt
Organism: Phragmites australis (common reed)
Lineage: Eukaryota; Viridiplantae; Streptophyta; Magnoliopsida; Poales; Poaceae
Exons: 7
Coding region: 209-1012 (267 amino acids)
Source: RefSeq, a predicted model, not a curated record